This is a messenger RNA of Cuscuta europaea, 1600 nucleotides long. The record is from the annotation of a GenBank genome assembly. Lineage: Eukaryota; Viridiplantae; Streptophyta; Magnoliopsida; Solanales; Convolvulaceae.
AUUCAAAUAUGGAUUAUCAAAGUAACUCUAAGUUACGAUUAAACAAUUUAACUCAAAGCAAAUAUACGUAGUAAUAGGGAAUCAAAGUAUCAAACCCCAACAUAAUGCAUUCCCAUUGGCUUUACAAAUUUUCAUAAACAAAAAAAAUGAUUUUGUUUGUGGGAAAAGAUAUCGGGAAUUGGCUCAAUGAUGACGCAAUUGAUGGAGCUUCGUCAUCACCAUUCACCACAAGUUAUUAUUUAUUUAUCUAUAAAUCUUCAAAAUUGUAGAAAAAGAAAGAAUAUAUAAUCAUACUACGUACGAGUAUAAUUUUUCCAAAAAUCUCUUUACCCAGCUUUCUCAAAUUUCCUCUUACUAGACAGCGUCGGCCGGGAAUGGACAAACCGGAGAGUCCACGUGUAUGCCGGAAAAGAGUAGUUGCAGAGCUUAUGAAAGGCAAGGCGUCUGCGGCUGAGCUCCAAGCCGUACUGCGCCAUAAUCGGCUCGGAGAUGACGGGUUCAACAAUUUCGCCCAGCUUACGCUCGAAAUCGGCAGAUCUUUCACUCAAGCCAUCUUUGACCUCACCUCCUACGGCGUCGCUCCUCGGGUUUACCCGGUCGCCGCCGGUUCGGCGAACUCCGGCAACCCAAUUCAAGAGUGCUCCGAUCAGCAAAAUUACAACUCUAAGAAGACCCGGACAGGGCGUUACAACAAAAGAAAUUCUGAGGAGACUUGGACCAACAUAUCCAAAACAAUGGAAGAUGGUGGCGCAUGGAGGAAAUAUGGCCAGAAGAUCAUACUUAAAUCAGAAUACCCCAGGUGCUACUUUAGGUGCACCCACAAGUAUGUGGCAGGAUGCAGAGCAACAAAACAAGUCCAAAGAACCCAGGAUGGAAUGUACCAGUCCACGUACUACAGCCGCCACACUUGCAAUAACAACGACGGCAAUAAUGAUAUUAUUACUACGGAUCAUAAUCAGCGCCGCCGCCGCCGUCAAAAGGUUACUCAUAAUGUCCCAUGCAUGGAAGUCCACGACAGGGCUACUAAGGAUCCAAAUCAUCAUCAUCAGCAAGAACUCAUCACUCUGGUGAAGAAAGAUGAAGAAACAUCACAGAGUGAGAUAUCUGGAGAGAGCGGAUCACCUGGAGAUCAUCAUCAUCAUCAUCAUCAUGUUAGCUACUCUAAUGAUGAGAACCUGGAUGAAGAUGACUCUAACGGUAUAUGGAAAGAUCUUAUGGUUUCGACCAGCGGUAAUAUUUUCUACAAUAAUACUGCUACACGCUGCUCUUCAAUGGGAGGAAUAUUCAGUUAUGAUCUUGACAUGGAGAGUGUUGCCGGUCUGGAUCCCAUAUUCCCGGUUGAUAGUGAUAUAUAAUUGUUAAGAAUUCUCGGAGUAAAAUUGUUUUGGAAUUUCAAAACAGAAUUGUAAUGUUUAAUUAUCUUCACGAAAUAGAAGUAACAUGACAAUAUUUACUGUCUUUUCAGAAUUAUUACUACCAAAAUAAUUGCAGUACUAGGCAUUAAAUGACAAUGCAUAUUUACUGCCAUCAAUGACAGUUUUUUUAAUCAUGCAUGGCAGUACGUAAUGACUUCUAUUUCGAGAAACAAAACAUAAUAAUC